Belonocnema kinseyi is the source of this 1629-nucleotide messenger RNA. RefSeq names its product transmembrane protein 64. The record is from RefSeq and is a predicted model, not a curated record. The coding region runs from base 446 to 1249 and encodes 267 amino acids. The transcript has 4 exons. NCBI's taxonomy places the organism in Eukaryota, Metazoa, Arthropoda, Insecta, Hymenoptera, Cynipidae.
UUAACUCGACUCGACGAAAUGACGGGUUAUACGAUUAUAGUUUUUAAGUGGUUUUGAGCGCUUCGUGGCAAAUAAAAGUAUUUAGAACCUAUUUGUUUUGGUCUCUGCCACGCAAAUUUAUUUUGAAGUAAUAAAUCUGCGCAAAAGUACAUGAAUAUAAUAACGGUUUCCACGAAUCUCUGACACGUAUUCUGAAAAUAAAACUCAUCAUAAAAGAACCGUAAUACUCGUAUAAUAAGCAAGUUUGCACUUUAUGAUGAAGAGGAAGAUGGAGAAUUGUUGAAAUUUAUAUUUAUCAACAAAUGUGUUGGCACAAAAGCAAAUCGCGUGCAAAUUGUGAAACUGUUCGUGGCAAGAGGUUAUGUUCGAAUUUUGGAGAAGAACGUAUUUCUUCUUUCACAAAAAGGACAAAAAAGAUGGCUAAAUCAACCAAUCUUGCGGAACAAUGAAAAAGGAAAAAAGCACCUCCACCACAAUGGAGAGCAGCAAGAACACAAUUUGUUAUGUGGCAGCAACUGUCGCAACUCUAGCAAUAGUAGGCGCAAUAAUUUUUGUCUGUCGCGACUACAUAAAAGUUCUCCUUUAUUGGAUCGAGCAUCAGAACGGCUGGAUAAUAACAGUAAUUUUCGUCGCGCUAUUUACCGUCGUCUCGUUCCCGAUCGUGAUUGGCUACCUCUUCCUCAUCAUCGCCAGCGGCUACCUCUUCGGACUCCUCCGAGGAAUUAUGAUGGUCGUCCUCUCGGCCAAUCUGGGAAUCGCGAUUGCCCACUUGACGCUCAGCGCCCUCUCCUCAAAAUUGCCCAUCGGCGCACUCCUACAAAGUGAGACUGCUCGAGCCAUUCUGAGGGUCAUUUCCGGACCUCUCGCAUUCAAGGUUGUCCUCUUCACCAGGCUCACGCCCAUUCCUUUUGGUUUGCAAAACACCAUUUUUGCGGUAAGCAAAAUCAGUGGAAUUCGGUAUCACGUAGCCAGUGCUCUGGGUCUGCUUCCGGCUCAGUUAAUCAAUGUUUACUUGGGAAAUGGUUUGCGAUCGAUGCAGGAUGUCCUCGAAGAUAAAUCGACAGCUGCAACUGGCUACAUCGUUUUUAUCUGUCAGAUUGUGAUAGGAGUCUCCCUAAUGGUCUAUGUAGUGCAGAAAGCACGCAGGGAACUUCAAUUGGCUCUAAUGGAGGCCGAUAUCGAAGCCAUGAGUGAGUCUCGCUACCACGACUCGCUAACGGAUACAAAAAUUGAUUUUUCGAAUCUCUGAUCGACUGAGCAAAGGUUCUGAAUUCCACAACUCUUUAUCUAGAAAGAGUAAUUAAUUCGACUGGCCGAUUCGACUCAAGCUUUAGUAGAUCAGAUAGUGGAUCAAAAUUCAUUAGAUACCUAUUUUUUCUUUUUAUCCUGCGGGCCUUAGUUUCCGAGAUAUCAAGAUUUUAGUAUUUACGCUUGAGCAUUUACGCUCAAGGGUAUUUCUCCAUUUUUUUCCAUCUCAAGCGUAUCACUUUAAUGUUACGCUCAAGCGUAUUCCUCCAUUUGUUCGCCCAAGCGUAUACUUUCUACUUUGCUUCCCAGCGUAUUGCUCCAUUUUUUCAUCUAAGCGUAUCACUUAAUGUUGCGCUCAAGCGUAUUUCUCUAUAUGUUUCU